AUGACUGCUAUGACCGAUAUCCUUGCUGCUGCUGCUAUCAAAGAGGCUGUGGAGGAAUUUACAGCUGCUGAUUCUUUUAACUACAAGAAAUUCUUUGAAUUGCUCGGCCUAAAGAACAAGAGUAAAGCUGUCCUGAAAAAGGUUUACAACAUUCUGGAUACAGACCAGAGUGGAUUUCUUAAGGAGGUUGAGCUCGGUCAUAUGAUGAAAGGAUUCUCCCCUGAAGGAAGAUCUCUUACUGAAAAGGAAAUAAAGGAUAUGCUAGCCGAUGGUGACAAAAAUGGAGAAGGAAAAAUUAGUCUUGAUGAGUUCAUAACCAUGGUGUCUGAAUCCUAAGUCACUGAAGCUCUGUUGUUAUUUGUGCACAGCGUUCACCUUCCUUAAAAGCCAAAUUAUUUAUUGCUCCUGUUUUAUACUCCACCUCUGGUCCCUGCCUCCGGGAACAAAUCAUAACAAAAUGCAAUAAAGGG
Molecule: messenger RNA, 470 nt
Organism: Pseudophryne corroboree (corroboree frog)
Lineage: Eukaryota; Metazoa; Chordata; Amphibia; Anura; Myobatrachidae
Product: parvalbumin, muscle-like
Exons: 5
Coding region: 1-336 (111 amino acids)
Cellular component (GO): cytoplasm
Molecular function (GO): calcium ion binding
Source: RefSeq, a predicted model, not a curated record